Molecule: messenger RNA, 1591 nt
Organism: Vigna angularis (adzuki bean)
Lineage: Eukaryota; Viridiplantae; Streptophyta; Magnoliopsida; Fabales; Fabaceae
Product: scopoletin glucosyltransferase
Exons: 1
Coding region: 117-1538 (473 amino acids)
Molecular function (GO): UDP-glycosyltransferase activity
Source: RefSeq, a predicted model, not a curated record
UCAAAAAAAAUUAUUAAAAAAACGUUUUCUUACUUUAUAAGUAGCUGGAACAAGAACCAAAGUAAGGCCACUCUAGUUUGUGUAGCAGCAAAAUAUCUUUUUCUCACACACCCACCAUGGGUCACGAUCGUCAGCUUCACGUAUUUUUCUUCCCCUUCUUCGCAAAUGGUCACAUCAUACCCACUAUUGAGCUGGCUAGAGUCUUUGCCUCAAGAGGACUCAAAACCACCGUAGUCACCACUCCCCUCAACGAGCCAUUCAUUUCAAGAACCGUAGGAAAAGCCAACAUCACCAUCAAAACCAUCAAAUUCCCGUCGCCGGAGCAAACUGGCUUGCCCGAAGGUUGCGAGAACUCCGACCGCCUCUCCGGAAUGCAGAUCAUCCCAUUCUUGAAGUCCACCGUGCUUCUGCGGGACCCACUGGAGCAGCUGCUGCAGCAAGAACUCCCUGACCUCAUAAUCGCCGACAUGUUCUUCCCAUGGGCUACGGACUCUGCUGCCAAGUUCGGGAUUCCUAGGAUUGUGUUCCACGGAUUAGGAUUCUUCCCAUUGUGCGUGUCCGCGUGCGUGAGAAAAUACAAGCCGCAGGACAAGGUUUCCUCGUACAGCGAGCCCUUCGUGGUUCCGAAUCUGCCGGGGGAAAUAAUGCUCACCAAGAUGCAGCUUCCGCAGACCCCGAAGCACGACUUGGAAUUCACCAAGAUUCUUGAAGAAGCUAACGCGUCGGAAUUGAAUAGCUACGGCGUGAUCGCCAACAGCUUCUACGAACUCGAACCAGUUUACGCAGAUCAUUAUAGGAACGAGCUUGGAAGAAAAGCGUGGCAUUUGGGACCAGUUUGUUUGUCCAAUAGGGACAAUGCUGAAAAAGUACACAGAGGAAAUGAAGCAACGAUUGACGAGCACGAGUGUUUAAAGUGGCUUGAUACGAAGGAACCUGAUUCGGUUGUUUAUGUUUGCUUUGGUAGCAUGACAACCUUCCCCAAUGCUCAACUGAAGGAAAUUGCGUUGGGUUUGGAGGCUUCGGGGCAGCCUUUCAUCUGGGUUGUGAAGAAAGGGUCGAGUGAGAAUCUGGAAUGGCUUCCAGAAGGGUUUGAAGAAAGAACGGUAGAUCAGGGAAAGGGUUUGAUCAUAAGGGGUUGGGCACCCCAAGUGAUGAUUUUGGAUCAUAUAGCGGUUGGGGGGUUUGUGACUCAUUGUGGAUGGAACUCAGCUAUGGAAGGAGUGUGUGCGGGGUUACCAAUGGUGACAUGGCCCAUGUACGCGGAGCAAUUUUACAAUGCUAAGUUUUUGACGGACAUAGUUAAGAUUGGGGUGAGUGUUGGGGUGCAAACGUGGAUUGGGUUAAUGGGAGGGAAGCCUGUGAAGAAGGAGGUUAUAGAGAAGGCUCUAAAGAGGAUAAUGGUGGGUGAUGAAGCAGAGGAAAUUAGAAACAGAGCCAAGGAUAUUGCUAAAAUGGCAAAACGAGCUGUGGAGGAAGGAGGAUCAUCUUACUCCGAUUUCAACUCUUUAAUUGAGGAUUUGAGAUCGCGAACGCUUUGAUGUGUGCAUGUAGAAAAACUUUUGUGCAAUAAUAAGAUGAUCGAUUAUGUCUA